ACAAAUUCAUAUUAGGCUGCAAAAUGAUUGAAAUCAUUGCACCAUCGAGUUCAUUGGCUGAUGAAAUAAUUGCGAUAAAAGCAAACGGUUUGAGACCUCACCAGAAAGUCUCAAUACAGACUCAGCAAGCAAACAACAACGGUCAACUUUUUCACGCAUAUGCCUAUUAUGCUGCUAACCACAAUAGGUUGAUAUACACCUUGGUUGAUACGUCAUUGGGAGGAAGUUACAGCGGUGUUGCUGAAAUGGGAUUAUUCUGGGCAAUGAAAAGACCAUGUCACAUUGAGGAAAGUUUUGGAAAUUUGUUCAAAUUUGACGUUGCGCCAUCCACAGUGGUUCUCAAAAUCUUUAACGGUUUUCUUGAAGAGAAGCGCAUUUGGUCAGCACAUGAAAUUGCAAGAACUAGCAUCGAACGUAGAUACAACGAUGAAAAUGCGAAAAGGAUACAGAUAAUAAUGAAAAAAUAUUCGGCACAUUAUUUCUGCCUUGUGGAAAUGAGCUUUAUACAGGAGUGUUACAUCUGGAUGCAUUGUUUGGUGGAGUCGUUGAAUUUCGUUCAUCCUUGUUAGCAAAUCAUGGAUUCGCUGUUCUGGCCCUUGGAUAUUUUAAUUGUGGAAAUAGGCCAGAAAAGUUAGAGAUUACCAGUCUUGACUAUAUUGAACAAGCAGUAGAUUAUCUGCACGAACACAAAAGUGUUAUGAAGUCUGGGAUAGGCACA
This is a messenger RNA of Styela clava, 718 nucleotides long. Lineage: Eukaryota; Metazoa; Chordata; Ascidiacea; Stolidobranchia; Styelidae. The record is from RefSeq and is a predicted model, not a curated record.